CUGUGAAAUCUCCGCUUGUUCCGUCAGUUUACUUUGUGGCGAUUUAACGGUGAAAUUACAUGAAAUUACACGCGUUACAUGUAAGAAAGACACAUCCAGAGAUACUUUCGUUGAAUAACUGCGCGUAUGAGUUGCGUGAAGUUUGCUGCGUCUGACGAUAUUUUUGAUUUUUUCUACUUCUACUAUCGGUGAUAACAAUUACAGCUGUUAACAACAACGCGGAGAACCGCACAAGCAAAUUAUGGCCAACGAAGUAAGGAUGAUAGUAAAAUGGUGCGGAAAGGAAUACGAAAUAUGCAACAUAACCGAAAACGACACCGUAUCAACCCUCAAGGAUAUCGUCCAUAAGGAAACUGGCGUAAGGCCUGAACGACAGAAGCUUCUCAACCUCAGAUUUAAAGGUAAAGCAGCGCAGGACGAAGACACAAUCGGAAAACUGAGUAUAAAGCCGGGCUUCAAGCUGAUGCUGAUGGGCUCGCGAGAGGAGGACAUCGCGGAAGCGAGCCAAGCGCCGGAAAACGUCCCGGACGUGGUGAACGACCUGGACAUAGCCGAGGAAGAGGUGAUAAUCGAGAAGGCCGAGGUUUACCUGGCGAAAAUAAACCGCAGGAUACAGGACUACCAGGUAAUAGAGCUGAACCCGCUUCGAGAGGGAAUGAAGCUGCUGGUCUUGGACAUAGACUACACCCUCUUCGACCACAGAUCGGUGGCGGAGAGCGGCCAUCUACUGAUGCGGCCGUAUCUCCACGAGUUCCUUACCAUGGCCUACAAGUACUACGACAUCGUGAUAUGGUCCGCGACGAGCAUGAAGUGGAUAAACGAGAAGAUGCGGAUGCUCGGAGUCUCUUCUCAUCCGAAUUACAAGAUAGCCUUUCACUUGGACUCGUUGGCGAUGAUAACGGUCCACACGCCGAAGUACAGCGUCGUCGAUGUCAAGCCGCUAGGUGUUAUAUGGGGAAAAUACAAGCAGUUCUCGGCUAAGAACACCAUCAUGUUCGACGACAUAAGACGGAAUUUCCUUAUGAACCCGCAAUCCGGGCUCAGGAUAAGGCCUUACAAACAGGCACACUUCAACAGGGAUAAAGAUCGAGAACUGCUCAAACUCGCCAAGUAUUUGAAACUCAUUGCCAAAGUUAACGACUUUGAGACCCUGAAUCAUAGGAAGUGGGAGGAAUAUGUGUCGAAGAAAAAGAGGAGCGAGAGGCGCAGCGAAGGGGAUGAGCAGAAACGCUAGUAUUUUUGAAUCGAAUUAUGCAAAUUUUGUUGUUCCGAUUCCCCUCUCCAGCCGUUGCGACGACAUAUUUUUCACCCCUUGACGAUUUUGUUCAAUAUUAUUAUCUCCUUGUUUAGUUUAUGUUGUACAAGUAUACGGAAUAUAUGAACGCGGACACUGCCUGCUGUACAGGUUUUACCACACAGCUUUGGUAUUCGAUGAGAAGAGGAGUAAUUGUGUUUUUUAUACCUAUAAUAGAGACGUCGUAUAUUAGACGAUGUGAUUAUGGUAAGAUUACCUGUAUGUAAAAUUAAUUAAAAAUAUGUAUUUUCGA
Diprion similis is the source of this 1547-nucleotide messenger RNA. It is a transcript of the gene Ublcp1, whose product is annotated as ubiquitin-like domain-containing CTD phosphatase 1. The record is from RefSeq and is a predicted model, not a curated record. Bases 242 to 1234 code for a protein of 330 amino acids. Gene Ontology annotation, cellular component: nucleus. NCBI's taxonomy places the organism in Eukaryota, Metazoa, Arthropoda, Insecta, Hymenoptera, Diprionidae. Gene Ontology annotation, molecular function: protein binding; phosphoprotein phosphatase activity. The transcript is spliced from 2 exons.